Molecule: messenger RNA, 2082 nt
Organism: Panicum hallii
Lineage: Eukaryota; Viridiplantae; Streptophyta; Magnoliopsida; Poales; Poaceae
Product: E3 ubiquitin-protein ligase RGLG2-like
Exons: 12
Coding region: 428-1759 (443 amino acids)
Source: RefSeq, a predicted model, not a curated record
ACCAAUCCCAACAAUCAUCGUCGUCCUCUCUCCCGCUCCGAAGCUUCCUCCGUCGUUUUCCCCGACGGGCGAGGCCGGGGCGAGGACGCGCGGCGGUCAGAGACCCCAGCGGACAAGAAACCUCCCUCCCCGCCUCCGCUGCCGCUGCAUCGCAUCGCAUUGCCGCCGGGUGGAGCAAUAAGCAAUUGACUUGACUUCCCUCCCCCACUGCGCUACCCCCACCGGGGUUUUCCCUCCGGUUAUUAUUGUAAGUCUGUAGCCGAGUCCGCUUCGCUUCAUCCGGUGGGCGGCCCGCCUCACCCCCGUCGUCGUCUUCCUCCUCCUCGCCCUCGUCGCGGAGCGGAGGCGCGCGUUCUUGGACGCCACGGGACACGGGCAGAGGAAGCUCAUCUGGGUGUUGGGGUCAUCCAGAGGUGCAGGCUGAACAAUGGGGCAAAAGGACUCCAAGCCUUCAUAUAGCUACUCUUAUGAUCACGGCAAUACUUCGUCAGGGUAUACUUCCAGGUAUGCUGGAAAUCCAUCAUUCAGUUAUAACGCGAGGUACACGCCUUCUUCGGAGAACAAUGUGCAGCCAGAAACACAUGCCAGGUUGCAGAGGAAGUAUUCCAGGAUCGGCGAUGACUACCGCUCUUUGAGUCAGGUGACUGAAGCUUUGGCACAAGCAGGCCUUGAAUCUUCAAAUCUUAUUGUAGGCAUUGAUUUUACAAAGAGCAAUGAAUGGACAGGUAAAAUGUCCUUCAAUCGCCGCUGCCUGCAUGAUAUUGGAAGCACUCCAAACCCAUAUGAACAAGCCAUAUCUAUUAUUGGAAGGACACUUUCAGCUUUUGAUGAAGAUAAUUUGAUUCCCUGCUUUGGAUUUGGUGAUGCAUCAACUCAUGAUCAGGAGGUAUUCAGCUUUUACCCAGAGAACCGUCCAUGCAACGGUUUUGAAGAGGCGCUAGAAAGAUACAGAGAAAUUGUUCCAACUCUUCGAUUAGCUGGGCCCACAUCUUUCGCUCCGAUAAUUGAGACAGCAGUUGGAAUUGUUGACAGCACUGGUGGUCAAUACCAUGUUCUUCUGAUAAUUGCUGAUGGACAGGUAACCCGAAGUGUUGAUACACAAUAUGGACAAUUAAGUCCGCAGGAGCGAGAUACAAUUGACGCAAUAGUAAAAGCAAGCCAGUUCCCUCUAUCAAUUGUUCUUGUUGGGGUUGGUGAUGGACCAUGGGACAUGAUGCACCAGUUUGAUGACAAUAUACCUGCUCGCUCAUUUGACAAUUUCCAGUUUGUGAAUUUCACGGAGAUUAUGUCAAAGAGCAUAGCUGCUGAUAGAAAGGAAGCAGAAUUUGCAUUGUCAGCACUGAUGGAAAUUCCUGAACAGUACAAAGCAACACUUGAUCUUCAACUCUUAGGACGCCGGCACAGAAUAACUCCAAGAGUUGCUCUGCCGCCACCAACAAGGAAUGCUUAUUCGCGGUCAACUAGCUUUAGUCAGCAAUCUAGUGUUUAUUCACGAUCUAGUAGCUUUGACCAACAAACAAGUGGCUUUCAGCAACGUCCCGAGAGCUUCAAACAGCAGCAGCCUGCCGCCACAAGGAGACCUGACACUUAUGCAGCAGAAAGUGCUUUAGAGGACAGACUGCUGUGCCCCAUUUGCAUGUAUAAAUCAAAGGACCUCGCAUUUGGUUGUGGACAUCAGACUUGCUAUGAAUGCGGGAAAAAUUUGGAGCGCUGCCCUCUAUGCCAGGACAACAUAACCACAAGGAUCAGGCUGUACUGAUCGCUUAUGGAGUGGCACAUGUUGGAAGAGACUCCUGUGCAAAUUGUUCAGAACCAGCUUUAAUGCUAGCGCUUCAUCAGAUUGUAAUUGGUGUGUUGUCUUACUGCAUAAUAAGAAGGCUUAAUGUAGAUAGUGGUGAUGUCACUGUCCCUGUAGUGCACAAUAUGUAGGUUAGCUACAGUGUUUACUGUAGAAAAGAUCGCGCCGCCAAAUAAUGUACAUGUUUUCACCCUUUCUUUCCCUUCACAUCUCUUAGUAAAUAAGUUGGAACACCUGAAAAUUUCUGGAUUAGAUAUGAAUGUUGUGAAGCAAAUAUAUUGUCA